AUGGCGUCAAGCACACUUCUAUGGAUCGCUAGCCUUGCUUCAGUCCCUCUUGCUUUGGCCGGCAGCCCAACUUACAGCGCCAUCUUCCAGAAUCCUUUGCCAUUAGCACCAAUCGCAACUCCGGCAAGCUCCACCAAUGUCAAUGGUCAACAAAUAGACUUUUACGAGGUCACAAUCGAGCCGUUCCAGAAGCAGAUUUAUCCUGAUCUGGGGCCUGCCAACCUCGUGGGUUACAAUGGCGUUGCGCCAGGUCCGACAUACUAUGUCAAGAAGGGCACUCAAACAGUCAUUCGCUACCACAACAACCACACCGAUGAUUCGGUGGUCCAUCUUCACGGCUCAGCCACACACACACCAUGGGAUGGCUGGCCGAGCGAUAGUAUCGCGCUCGGUCAGUACAAAGAUUACUACUACCCAAACGAUCAAAAUGCUCGCUCUAUCUGGUAUCACGAUCACGCAGACGGUAUCACUACAUUGAAUUGCUUCAGAGGUCUGAUCGGCACAUACAUUAUCUAUGAUCCGGAAGAAGACAAAUUGAAUCUUCCCACUGGAAAAUACGACGUUCCGCUGAUGAUCACCGACAAGAUGUACACCGACUCGGGCGACCUCGUUUCUGUUGCUAAUGAGUCUGAGGACUUCGUUGGAGAUAUUAUGGAAGUCAACGGCCAACCCUGGCCUUAUCUCGAGGUUGAGCCCAGGAAGUACAGACUGCGUCUCUACAAUACUGCUACAAGCAGACCUCUCGACAUUCAUGUGGAGCAGUCCAAUGGUGAUUGGCUUGACUUCCAGGUCAUUGCGUCCGACUCCGGCUUGUUUGGCUCCCCAGUAAACUCCAACCAAGUCACCAUGGGAAUGGCAGAGCGUUAUGAGAUCGUGGUAGACUUCUCUGCAUUCGCCAACCAGAACCUGACUUUGAAGAAUGCCUUCGCUCUGAGCGGCCCAGGCUAUCCCCAAUUCGACAACAUGGAUCUCGUCAUGUCCUUCGUCGUGGGUAACUCUGUGAACGAUUGGUCGUCGAACGAAGUUCCCAGUACUCUUAACCCCAACAUCAACUGGCCAGAAGACAGGGACGAAGUCGACCAUACUUUCAGAUUCCAAAGAGGUGACAACGUCUGGACUAUCAACGGUGUUGAUUUCGACGACGUCAACAACAGGAUACUUGCAAGACCGCCCCAGGGCUCAACCCAACGUUGGAGACUGGUCUAUGCUGGAGGUCCUGGAUACCAUCCAGUCCAUGUCCACCUUGUAGACUUCAAGAUCCUUUCGCGAACUGGAGGCAGUCGCGGUGUCCUCCCUUACGAGUCAGCGGGUUUGAAAGAUAUCGUUCUUCUCGAGCCUGGUGAGACCGUGGACAUCGAGGCACACUAUGGCCCUUGGAACGGACUCUACAUGUUCCACUGCCACAACCUUCGACAUGAAGAUUCGAUGAUGAUGGCUUCAUUCAAUGUCACCAGGCUUGAAACUCUGGGAUAUGAUAACGUCGAGUCUCUCGACAACCCUGAUGACCCGCGCUUUGUGGCACAGGACUGGUCAGCCGAUGCCUAUUCCGACGACCAAAUAUCAAGCAAACUCAAUUACCUCGGCAACUUAGGUGCAUAUGACGAGACCGAUCAGAUCGUCAGUGCCGUCGCAGCGUAUUAUACAAACAACCCCAACCCUCCUGUCGAAACUGGAACUACUGAGGCAGCCGGCUCGACUCAAACACAAGGCUGGGGCCAAAACUGGCAAAGUUGGCAAAACGGCAAAGGAGCUGGAGGUCAAGGCAACCAGAGGGGUGGCCGACCUUGGCCAAGGUAA
Messenger RNA from Aureobasidium namibiae CBS 147.97, 1797 nucleotides. Its product is annotated as Cupredoxin. Lineage: Eukaryota; Fungi; Ascomycota; Dothideomycetes; Dothideales; Saccotheciaceae. The coding region runs from base 1 to 1797 and encodes 598 amino acids. The transcript has 6 exons. Gene Ontology annotation, molecular function: oxidoreductase activity; copper ion binding. The record is from RefSeq and is a predicted model, not a curated record.